CCAAUUGUGCCUUCAAACUGGCAUUUUAAUUAGUUUAGUACUUUGUCUGACGUGUCGUCUAAUUGUUUGAGCGUUAAUUCGGUCAUAGAUGGUCCGUGGAAGGUGCUACAAAUAAAAGCAAACUCCAGCCGGACACUUUCCUUGAUCGACCCUUGAACGGACCUUUUUCUUUAGUUUUUGCUUCUGUGGGAGUCAUCGUCCAGAAGGGCGCUACCAUUUUAUAUGACUUUAGUAAGCCACAAAGAGACAUUAUUAACCAAAAGCAUAGUUGGGAGUUUAGGGCCCGAGCCAGCGAGGUGUAUGACUUCGCAGCGACGUGAGCCCACCUGUUAUAGGACGACAAAAUUUUCAUCGACAAAUAGGCAUCGGAAACUCCAGCCCUUCAGAGAAACGUGACUGACGUCCGAAUUGCGAAAAACAGCAGCAAAAAUUCUUUCACCACCAGUAAUCAAAAUAAUAAAAUCACCGCAACCAUUGACAUUAAAAUCGUCGUUGGUACGCCACUGGCACCACAACCAUGGGCAGCGUCAACGUCAAUCGCAGCGUCAGCGAUGUCUUUUAUCGCUACAAGAUGCCCCGGCUGAUGGCCAAAGUGGAGGGCAAAGGUAACGGCAUCAAAACGGUCAUUGUUAAUAUGGCCGAAGUGGCCAAGGCCCUAGGCCGACCCCCCACCUAUCCGACGAAGUACUUUGGCUGCGAGUUGGGCGCUCAGACUCAAUUCGAUUUCAAAAACGAAAGAUUUAUCGUCAAUGGAUCGCACGAUGCGGGCAAACUACAAGACCUACUCGAUGGCUUCAUCCGGAAAUUCGUUUUGUGUCCCGAAUGUGAGAACCCUGAAACCGAGCUGCUUGUCUCCACCAAACGCAGCACCAUUUCUCAAGGUUGCAAGGCAUGUGGCUACCACGGCCCGCUAGAAUCCAACCAUAAAUUGGUCACUUUUAUUUUGAAAAAUCCGCCAAAUUUAAAUCCUGCCGUUCAGGGCUCGUCAUUGACUGAAGGUAAGAGAUCAAAGAGGAGCAAACGCGCCAACGGAGACACCAAUGGAGACACCAGUCAAGUCGACGAUCAAAACGAAAGCUUGGAGGCAUCAGUUAAUGAAAAUUCCAAGAACGGCGAUGAUGACGACGCACACGAAUGGCAAGCUGACGUGUCGGAAGAAGCCGUUCGCGCCCGAAUGCAGGAUUUGACCGAAGGUGCAAAAAAUAUGACCAUCAAUGAUGAUUUAGAAAAGAGCGAAAAGGACCGAAUGGAUAUUUUCUACGAGUUGGUCAAGUCGAAGCGCGACGCUGGUCAGUUAGACAACCCACAGGUGUAUAAGGAGUUGUACAAUGAAGCCGAUCGUUUGGAAAUCAAGACUAAGGCCCCUCUGGUCUUGGCCGAGGUUCUCUUCGAUCAGAAUAUGAAAAACCAGUUGUCCGAUUAUAGGUUGUUGCUUUUGCGUUUCUGCCAUGAUGAUAAAAAGGCACAGAGAUAUUUAAUGGGAGGGUUCGAGCAAGUGAUUGCCUUGCAUCGCGAUACUUUGCUCAAUAAGGUACCGGUUUUGCUCAAAACGCUCUACGAUUUGGAUGUUUUGAGCGAAGCUACGAUUAUCGCAUGGGCGGAGAAGGUGUCGAAGAAGUAUGUGUCAAAGGAAGUCAGUCAGGAGAUUCAUGAUAAGGCCGCGCCGUUUGUCAAGUGGUUGAAGGAAGCCGAAACGGAAGAGUCCGAAAGCGAAGAAGAAAGUGAUGAUGAUGUCGAAAUUGAAUACAACGACCGAGCUCAAGUCGUUCCAUUGAAACCGACAUCCACUACAAACAAUAAGACGGAACGUGUCGAAGAUGAUGGAGAGGAUGACGUCGACAUUGAUGCCAUUUAAAGAGUUCUUAUCCCGAUAACAGGGUGCCGAGUGUAAUUUUUUUUGGUUCGGGUUCACGCACUCGGCUUUUUUGUCUCAAAAAUGAUUCGCAUUAUUUUUAUCAUCAAAUGGUUGUAUGUUUAGCAAGUAAAGUUUGAACACAUUUUGUUAUCAGAUAGUUACGAAACUGUUUUCUGGUACCCGACAUUAAUGUAACAAAACUUCCAUUCACGAAUAAAUUGAUUGAUUGUAUCAUUUCUAAGGUUUCAUUCAAGUGUUUUUCUUUUCACAAUAUUAUAUGAGAUGUUAUAUAAAGGAUUUUAUUAUAAUUACUAUUAUAGUUAUAUAGAUAGGUUUCCAUAUUUCCCAUGUCAAAUAUCGAGCUGUAUCCGUGGGUUUUACGAUUUUAUUAUUGUUUAAAUGUGAAUAAAAUUUAAAGCAUCA
Tribolium castaneum (red flour beetle) is the source of this 2278-nucleotide messenger RNA. RefSeq names its product eukaryotic translation initiation factor 5 (gene eIF5). Bases 518 to 1855 code for a protein of 445 amino acids. Gene Ontology annotation, molecular function: GDP-dissociation inhibitor activity; translation initiation factor activity; eukaryotic initiation factor eIF2 binding. Gene Ontology annotation, biological process: formation of translation preinitiation complex; formation of cytoplasmic translation initiation complex; translational initiation. The record is from RefSeq and is marked provisional. NCBI's taxonomy places the organism in Eukaryota, Metazoa, Arthropoda, Insecta, Coleoptera, Tenebrionidae. The transcript has 5 exons. Gene Ontology annotation, cellular component: cytosol.